This is a messenger RNA of Penicillium soppii, 651 nucleotides long. RefSeq lists its product as uncharacterized. Lineage: Eukaryota; Fungi; Ascomycota; Eurotiomycetes; Eurotiales; Aspergillaceae. Bases 1 to 651 code for a protein of 216 amino acids. The record is from RefSeq and is a predicted model, not a curated record. The transcript is spliced from 2 exons.
AUGCACUGCAUUCAACUACUGCAAGUUCCAUUAGGUGGCCGCCUCGACAGCAUCCAGCCAUCUUGGACGAGCUUGGUCGCCAACAUCCAAGCUGUCAAUGGUACCACGAAGGUGCUAUGGGCUCCACAACACGAAGACGAAAAUACUCAAGGUCUAGCUAUCACUUGGAAGUCAUAUGAUGCGCAGAAAAAGUGGGCAGCAUCGACAGAAAGCACAGCAUGGAUGAGCAAAAUCAAAUCAAUUGCCGCCGGGCCGCUAUACGAAGACAUUGUCCUUUUUUCGGAGGUCGUCGACGCGGCGCUGGGUGCCAAUGUGGUUGAACUUGUAUCUUGGAUUCACCCAACCAGCCAAAUAAACAAAGAAAAGAUGGACAAGGUGGAGUAUGGCUUCUCACAGGUUCGCAAAUCUAUCAGCAAUCAGGCCCCCGAAGCCGACGGAGAUCUCGUUGCUGGUUGGGGACAAAUCGAAUUCGACCAUGACGGGGUGCCCAGUCGACGCUUUACCGCCUUCAUUGGAUGGAAAAGUGUCAAAGCGCACAAUGACUUUAAGUCCACCCCACUAUUCCCAGAAAAUAUCCACUGGUUGAUGGAGAACAACCACACCGGCGUUGAGGUGGCUCAUUACGCAUUCAGCAAGUCGUCUGAAGAAUGA